Procambarus clarkii (red swamp crayfish) is the source of this 942-nucleotide messenger RNA. RefSeq names its product putative per-hexamer repeat protein 5. The record is from RefSeq and is a predicted model, not a curated record. NCBI's taxonomy places the organism in Eukaryota, Metazoa, Arthropoda, Malacostraca, Decapoda, Cambaridae.
AUGGAGGCAGUGAUACAGGCACAAUCAGAGAUGGAGGCAGUGACACAGGCACAAUCAGAGAUGGAGGCAGUGAUACAGGAACAAUCAGAGAUGGAGGCAGUGACACAGGCACAAUCAGAGAUGGAGGCAGUGACACAGGUGCAAUCAGAGAUGGAGGCAGUGACACAGGUGCAAUCAGAGAUGGAGGCAGUGACACAGGUACAAUCAGAGAUGGAGGCAGUGACACAGGCACAAUCAGAGAUGGAGGCAGUGACACAGGCACAAUCAGAGAUGGAGGCAUUGAUACAGGCACAAUCAGAGAUGGAGGCAGUGACACAGGCACAAUCAGAGACACAGCCAGUGACACAGGAACAAUCAGAGACACAACCAGUGACACAGGAACAAUCAGAGACACAGCCAGUGACACAGGGACAAUCAGAGACACAACCAGUGACACAGGAACAAUCAGAGACACAACCAGUGACACAGGAACAAUCAGAGACACAACCAGUGACACAGGAACAAUCAGAGACACAACCAGUGACACAGGAACAAUCAGAGACACAACCAGUGACACAGGAACAAUCAGAGACACAACCAGUGACACAGGAACAAUCAGAGACACAGCCAGUGACACAGGAACAAUCAGACACAACCAGUGACACAGGCACAAUCAGAGACACAGCCAGUGACACAGGGACAAUCAGAGACACAGCCAGUGACACAGGAACAAUCAGAGACACAGCCAGUGACACAGGAACAAUCAGAGACACAGCCAGUGACACAGGAACAAUCAGAGACACAAUCAGUGACACAGGAACAAUCAGAGACACAGCCAGUGACACAGGAACAAUCAGAGACACAGCCAGUGACACAGGAACAAUCAGAGACACAGCCAGUGACACAGGAACAAUCAGAGACACAACCAGUGACACAGGCACAAUCAGAGAACACAGCCAGUGA